Messenger RNA from Hordeum vulgare subsp. vulgare (domesticated barley), 1500 nucleotides. RefSeq lists its product as uncharacterized. The transcript is spliced from 4 exons. NCBI's taxonomy places the organism in Eukaryota, Viridiplantae, Streptophyta, Magnoliopsida, Poales, Poaceae. Gene Ontology annotation, molecular function: acetylglucosaminyltransferase activity. The coding region runs from base 1 to 1380 and encodes 459 amino acids. The record is from RefSeq and is a predicted model, not a curated record.
AUGGAUCCGGUGGGGUUGGUGGCGCCGGUGUGGGGCGCCGGGACGGCGGAGGGCCGACUGGUGGUGGCCGGCAUGGGGACGACGGGAGGACCGGCCAUCGGAGUGGCACUGGAGGGGGCACGUCGGUUCACGAGGAGCGGCAGUGAGGCACGGGGGCCAGGCGACGGCUUAGGGCGCGUGAAGGGGAAGGUCGGAGGCGGUGGCCGCUGGUGGCCGGCGAAGGAGGCCGAUGGAAGGCCGGCGUCGGCAUGUCCGCCUCCGCCGCCAUCGCUCCCGCCAAUCCGGGUGUCCGAGGACACCUCCCGCUUCCUCUACACCAACCCGACGGGCCACCCUUCUAGGCUCCGGAUCGCGCACAUCGCUGCCGAGGCCGUGCGGCUCAUCGGGGGUGGGGGCGCGUGGUGGGUGGUGCUCGUGGACGACGACAUUGUGCUCUCCCCGGACAACUUGGUGGCGGUGCUCGGGAAGUACGACUGGAGGGAGAUGGUGUACGUCGGGGCCCCGUCGAAGAGCCACUCGGCCAACAACUACUUCAGCCACGGCAUGGCGUUCGGAGGCGGAGGCGUCGCGCUCAGCUUCCCUCUCGCCGCUGCGCUCGCGCGGACGCUCGACAUUUGCAUCGAGAGGUACCCCAGGCUGUAUGGAAGCGACGACCGCCUCCAUGCUUGCAUCACAGAGCUUGGCGUGCCCCUUUCACGCGAAUAUGGAUUCCAUCAGUGGGAUAUCAGAGGCAAUGCCCAUGGUAUAUUGGUUGCUCAUCCAAUCGCUCCUUUCAUCAGUAUCCACCAUGUGGAUAUUGUGGAUCCUAUAUAUCCUGGAUUGAACUCUCUUGAGAGCUUGGAGCUUUUUACGAAGGCUAUGAAAACAGAACCCAUGAGCUUCUUGCAGCGCUCAAUUUGUUAUGAUAAAAAGCACAAGCUUACACUUGCCAUCUCUUUGGGUUAUGUUGUUCAAGUGUACCCCAGUGUUCUUCUUCCUCCUGAAUUGGAACGAUCCGAGCGGACUUACAUUGCUUUCAAAAGGAUGAGCCAGAGAACUGAAUUCGAUUUUGACACCAAGGAAAUUCAGAAGUCUAUGUGCAAGAAGCCAGUCUUAUUUUUCUUGAAGGAUGUUUGGAAGGAUGGGAACAUAACUAGAGGCUCCUACAUAAGGUCAAGUGAACGGGAUGACCUCAAAAGGAAGGUGUUUUGCUUUAGGUCACCUCCUUUAUCUGACAUAGACGAGAUUCAAGUUUCUGCGUCCCCAUUAAGCAAAAGAUGGCAUCUGGCACCAAGACGGUUAUGCAGUGCUGUGAAAGGAUAUGUUAAUGGUACUCUGUUUAUGUUUGUUCGGCAAUGUGGACGCGGAGCAUUCGGCUCAGCCUUUGAUUCUCUUGAUUGAUGGAGAUCAGAGAUGUAUAUUUUCUGUCCAGAUGAUACCUGCAAGAUGUAGUUACCAUCCUACAUUCUUUGGAUCAAGUGUUCUGGAGGCUCUUUUUCUGCCUCAAGCACUUGGCAGUAA